AUGUGCAAUGUAAUACAAAGGCGAGGUGUCGACAACGGACAACGUAAAAGUAAAAAUAACGAGGAGCAAGAUGAAAUUGAGAAUAAUAGUAGAAGAAGUUUUACUUUCGUUUACCAUUUACAAACUGAAACAUCAAAGAUCCAAGUCUGCAAAACAUUUUUUUUGAAUACUCUAUGUAUUAGUGCCCAAACAGUUCGAACAGUUUUUAACAAAAUGAAUUCUGCUGGAUAUAUCAAGGAAGAUCAAAGAGGUAAAGCCUGUAAAAAUUCCAUGUUGGACGAGUCAGUGAAACAAUCAGUUCGUAACCACAUCAUGUUGUUUGAAACCAUUGAUAGCCAUUACUGCAGACAGAAAACGGAGCGAAAAUACUUACCUCCAACACUAAAUGUUUGUAAAAUGUAUGCUCUGUAUGAAGAAUUCUGUCUAGAUAAUAACAUUGAAAGGAGAGCUACAGAAAGUAUGUAUAGACACAUUUUCACAACCGAAUUCAACAUUUCUUUCUUUCUGCCAAAGAAAGACCUCUGUGACGUUUGUCACAGCUACGAAAACAGUUUGACUGACGAAAAACUUAGAAUGGAGCAAGCAUAUCAACAGCAUAUAGAAAACAAGAACUUAGCUCGAAGUCUUAAGAAUGCUGAUAAAGAGAAAGCUAAAGCAAACCCUUCAUUUUGUGCAGCAGUAUUCGACUAUCAGCAAGUAUUGCCAGCACCCAAGACAGAGGUCGGCGUCACCUAUUAUAAAUUAAAAUUAUCGACAUUCAAGUUCACAGUUUUCAAUUUGGCAUCAAAGGAGGCAUUUUGCUACAUGUGGCAUGAAUGCGUAGGAAAAAGAGGGUCGUCGGAAAUUGGUAGUGGUCUUACGCUUUUUAUUGAACAUCAUGUGCGAAAAGGAAUCAAAGAAUUUUCAUUUUUUUCCGAUAACUGCCCAGGGCAGAACAAGAACAAAUUUUUGUUUUCUCUUUAUAUUUAUCUGGCACAAAAAUAUUCAAUCAAAAUUUGCCACACCUUCUUAGAGCGGGGCCACACACACAAUGAAGGUGAUUCUGUUCACAGCGUCAUUGAGAAGGUCGCUCGAAAUAUUCCAGUAUACACUCCAGAUCAAUGGUUCAGUCUCGUCAGGGCAUCAAAAAGAAAAAAUUCAUAUGUUGUAGUUGAAAUGAGCCAGCAAAGCAUAUUUGACCUUAAGAAGUUAACCGAAGUAGCUUCUAUAAAUUGGGAUAAGAAAGACACAAACGACAAAGUUUACUGGAGUGAAAUAAAAAUUGUAAAAACCGAUCCAGAAGAGCCAAAUAUAAUUUUUUAUAAAAACAGUUAUAAAGAUGAAAACGAAUUUAAAAAAAUUUGCAUUUUAAAAAGAGGAAGAAAAUCCAUUGGAGUAAAUAUUAAUGAAAUUCAUUUAUAG
Molecule: messenger RNA, 1401 nt
Organism: Acanthoscelides obtectus
Lineage: Eukaryota; Metazoa; Arthropoda; Insecta; Coleoptera; Chrysomelidae
Source: the annotation of a GenBank genome assembly